UGGGCUUUGAGUGAUAUGAUGAAAGCAUACUACCUCCUGUAUACAUGUUUUCAUAGUAACGUAUAUUUACAUCGCAUUUUAGUACCCUUUCCCAGACUACCAACGGAAUAGAGGAUUUUGCAGAUAAUUACAGGGUUCACAUACCCUUUUGUUUUCUAGCUUCAUACUUAGAGCCACUGUCAUACUUAUGGGGAAUAUCCUUAUUGGAGGAACGUAAAGUAAAACAGCAGCAUGAACUCUGGAUUCAUUAUUGCCCAUGCUGGAGCAGGCUUAUAUUCAGAAAGAAGGGAGCAUUCGGCGAAGGAUGCAUGUGCAAAAGCAUGCAUGCAUGCAAAACUCGAGCUUGAGGCGACAUCUAAUGCAAUCGCAGCGGCGGUAGCAGCCGUAAAGGUACUCGAGGACAGCCCGGUCUGUAACGCUGGUACAGGAUCGAACUUAACUGUCAACGGUGAGGUGGAAUGUGAGGCUGGCUUGAUGGAGUCUCAGACAGGAAUGGCUGCAAGCGUAGGUGUAUGCAAAGACUAUAAGUAUCCAUCCGAGCUUUGCUCAAGACUUUUGAAGAAACGAAAACUUCCAAAAAGUCAUGGUCGAAUACCUCCCUCAAUGAUUGUAAGUCAUGGAGUUAGCGAAUUUUUGAAGGAGGAAGGGUUUCCAACAAAUAGCAACGAGGACUUAAAGACCGAUGGGUCUCGUAAGCAGUAUGAAAAAUGGAAGCAAUUCCUCGAAGACGAUGUCAAAAUACCAACUGCUCAAGAUACAGUCGGUGCAAUAUGCAUUGAUCCCUCUGGCGAAUUCUGCGUGUGCUGCAGCAGUGGUGGUAUACUAUUAAAGUCUACAGGAAGGAUUGGAUCAUCGGCAAUACCUGGCCAUGGAUUCUGGUUAGAUAGACACAUGAAUGCAACGGGAAGCUCUACGUUUGCUACAUGUAUGACCGGAACAGGUGAACAUAUUUCAAACACAAAUUUCGCACUUAGAUGUUCAAACCUAAUGUUGCAUACAGAAGACGAGGUCCAAGUUCUUGAAAGCCUCAUCCGAGAAUUUUGGGAGCAUCCAUCAUCCAAAUAUAUUCCAAACUUAUCUUUAGGAUUCAUUUUUGCGAAAAUGGAAGCAUUUACUGGAUCACAAAGUCGGCGUUUGACAUAUGGCUUUGCAAACUCCUCGCCGGCCAUGGCAAUUGGACAUAUGAAAACCAAUUCAAAAAAGCCUCAUGUCCUUAUUACUAGGAAUCAUGAUAAACCGUAUACCAUUAGUGUUGCCUCCGGUAGGCUUUAAUUGAAUCCAAUCACUCCUUCGUCAUUAAAGCAUUAUUAUUCUUCAACUUUAUAUGAAUUCCUUUUCACUGAAGAAUGACACUUUUAAGACUUUGUUUAUUUGUUACCGUUGUGAAAAUUCAAGCUCGUUAUCCAUCUUUUUGGCGCUAUACCUCGUAGGACAGGGCUAACGAAAUUUAACACUUUUUG
Molecule: messenger RNA, 1460 nt
Organism: Schizosaccharomyces cryophilus OY26
Lineage: Eukaryota; Fungi; Ascomycota; Schizosaccharomycetes; Schizosaccharomycetales; Schizosaccharomycetaceae
Product: L-asparaginase
Exons: 4
Coding region: 232-1272 (346 amino acids)
Biological process (GO): protein maturation
Molecular function (GO): threonine-type endopeptidase activity
Source: RefSeq, a predicted model, not a curated record